Messenger RNA from Austrofundulus limnaeus, 825 nucleotides. RefSeq lists its product as uncharacterized. Lineage: Eukaryota; Metazoa; Chordata; Actinopteri; Cyprinodontiformes; Rivulidae. The record is from RefSeq and is a predicted model, not a curated record. Gene Ontology annotation, molecular function: nucleic acid binding; zinc ion binding.
GGGGGGCAAUUUACAAGCCCGCUGGGUAUUUUUGGUACAUUUCUUUUGUAUUCUUAAUAUUGUGUGCUGUUCACUGUUACUGUAUAGUUUGCCACUGUUUGAUUUUGUUUUUUUUACAUGCAUUUACUUUUCCCUGCUGUGAAAAAUGGCAGAGGGCAGAACUUAUUUGGUUGAGAGUGAAGACAGUGAGGCUGAUUAUGUCCCUUUUCAGUUCCAGUCUGGUGUGGGUAGGGGACUUACUAAACAGACCCUAGGUACCAGAACACCUGGACGUAGUGACACUAUUUUAGCCAGUCCACAGUUUACCUCCACACGUAAUGUUGACCGUGACAUACCUACUCAAGCUGGACAGAGCGCUGACUUAAGCUUGCUCAUUACACAGUUAGCGGACAAAAUUGGUGAAUCCAUAACUGCCAAGUUACAGUCUGAUAGGAGCACACACAGUCUGAACAGUACUACUGACUCAGUUGUACGGACACCUGACAUGUCCAUACCAAAUGUCAGUCUUGUUAUGCAUUCUGAUGUGAAAGAACCACCCAUCUUCAGGGGCGAUGGUUCGGACAAGUUUUCUGUUCGUGAAUGGGAGAAAUUAAUGUCACUGUAUUUGCAAAAGCGAAAAGUUCCAGUCCAAGAGCAAUCACAGGAAAUUUUAGCAAAGCUUAUGGGCAAAGCAGGAGAUGUUGUGAGGAUUAAGCUACGUAAUGACAGUUCUCUUGACCAUGAUGCUAAACCCAGUGUGAUUUUUGACAUCUUGAAGCAACACUUUAGUGACCUAAUUUACUCAAGCAUGCCCCUGGCAGAUUUUUAUAACACUCUGCCUACGCC